Heteronotia binoei (common prickly gecko) is the source of this 1007-nucleotide messenger RNA. RefSeq names its product presenilin enhancer, gamma-secretase subunit (gene PSENEN). The transcript has 5 exons. The coding region runs from base 467 to 772 and encodes 101 amino acids. Lineage: Eukaryota; Metazoa; Chordata; Lepidosauria; Squamata; Gekkonidae. Gene Ontology annotation, biological process: Notch receptor processing. The record is from RefSeq and is a predicted model, not a curated record. Gene Ontology annotation, cellular component: gamma-secretase complex.
GGAGACAGCCCCUUCUGUUCCUGGCGUUGCAAUUAACCUGCAAGGAGACCCAGCGUACACUAGCAGCGUAAAGACCAAGAUGGGCUACCCAGCAAAAAGUUUGAUUCAGCAAAGCCAAGCCCGUGCGCUUUAAAACGAAACCUUCCUCGGGAACUCUGAGAGAGAAGGAAGCCGCCAGCGGUGAUUGCUACUCCCGUCAUGCAACGCGGUGCAGGACAUUAGGCGCGCAGCUCCAAAAACUACAAUGGCCGGCAUGCCUCCGUCCGAGAAAAAUUCCCGGCAUCCUUUGUGAAAGGGUUCUGCCCCAGCAGCCCUCGGGAAAGGGAUUGACUACGAAUCCCAGACUCCUUUGCGUUUUAGGUCUCUGUUUGAGGAAGUAGUAGUAGCAGUAGGCUAGAGGGCCUCAGUUUCUCCCUUUUGGCGGCCCCAGUUCCAGGGGGGCGGAGGCAGCAGCAGCACCGCAACCAUGAACCUGGAGCGAGUUUCCAACGAGGAGAAGCUCAACCUGUGUCGGAAAUACUACUUAGGCGGCUUUGCUCUGCUUCCUUUCCUGUGGUUGGUGAAUGUCUUCUGGUUUUUCCGAGAAGCCUUUCUGGCACCAGCAUAUACUGAGCAGCUGCAGAUCAAACGAUAUGUCCAGCGUUCGGCUGUGGGCCUCCUCUUCUGGGUGAUCGUGCUCACCACCUGGAUCAGCAUCUACCAGACGCACCGGGCACAGUGGGGCGAGAUGGGCGACAGACUCUCCUUCACUAUCCCCCUAGGUAUCCCCUGAGGAAUCUCUUCUCUUGCUGAUCGCCAAUGGGAAGCUUCAAACUCUUUUCCCAGUGGACUUCCUCGGUGGCCGGGCAGCGGUCAUCAUGACUUCCUCCUUCUACGGAACUAGCGUGGCAUUGUGUUUUGACAAAGUGGGGAGGGGAGCUGCCUUUCAGCAUACCCCAGGAUCCUCCAUCUGGCAUACCCCACUACAGGCUGUUUACAGAAGUGGCCAAUAAAUAUGGGCUUCUCCA